This is a messenger RNA of Paramecium tetraurelia, 1437 nucleotides long. RefSeq lists its product as uncharacterized. NCBI's taxonomy places the organism in Eukaryota, Ciliophora, Oligohymenophorea, Peniculida, Parameciidae. Gene Ontology annotation, molecular function: ATP binding; protein kinase activity. Gene Ontology annotation, biological process: protein phosphorylation. The transcript has 3 exons. The record is from RefSeq and is a predicted model, not a curated record.
AUGGAUGAGAAAAUUAAAGAUUCUUUUUUUGAUGAUCCUGAAACUACCACCUUCUGGAUUAAUAGUAGUCUACCCAGUUAAGAUUAAAUUUUACAUUUGCAAGAUUCUAUGUACAUCUAAAAAGAUUAAGAGUUUCACAAAUGCACCUUAGGUAUUUAGUAUCAUAACUUACUUUAUUUUAAACAAUAAACUGUUUAAAAAUGGGUUAAUUUGAACAAUUCUACAAUGGAAUACAUCAAACAUUAAACUGCAGGAGUGGGAAUUAGAAUUUCAAAACAUAAACAAUACUUCGAAUUCUUCGGAGAUGUUGAACCUUGGUAUAAUUAUUUGAGAUAAUACUGUGUAUAAAGAAAUUUUUCCUAAAGUUACACUUUGUUAAAGAAGAUAGGACAAGGAAAUUUUGCAGAAGUUUACAAGGCAACUAACAAAUUGGAUGGAGCUGAAUAUGCCAUCAAAUGCUUCAGAAAGAGUAAAUUGAAGGAGAAAAUUGAUAGAUUAUCAAUGAUCAAAGAAAUAUCAAUCAUGAAGAAAAUGUAACAUGAGUCUGUCAUUAAAUUAUACGAGGUUUAUGAAGGACCGGAGUGUUUGUACUUGGUUUUGGAAUAUUUGAGAGGUGGAGAAAUUUAUUAGUAUAUCAAGAAGUCACAUCCCUUUUCAGAAGAGAAAUGCUAAAAAUUAAUCUAUAGAAUAUUGAAAGCGGUUCAUUCAAUACAUGAAAAGGGAGUAUUACAUAGAGAUCUCAAACCUGAAAAUAUUAUGCUAAGAAACAAAGAUGAUCUUGAUAAUAUUUGCAUUGGAGAUUUUGGAUUGGCCGAUUAUUAUUCUCCAAAUGGUUAAUAUCUUUUUACUCGCUGUGGAACUCCAGGAUAUGUUGCCCCAGAAUUAUUAUAAGAUAAGCUCUAUGAUUAUAAAGUUGAUAUCUACAGCGUUGGAAUACUCAUGUUUAUUUUGAUUGCAGGUAAGUCACCAUUCGAUGGAAAAGACUAUGACGAUGUUGUGUUGAGAAACUACUAUGCUAAAGUUAAAUUUGAAGAUUGUAAAUUAAGCGAGGUUGGCAUGAAUCUCUUAAAAGGUUUAAUGAACAAAAACCCAAUCGAAAGAUUAAGUGCUGAAGAUGCUUUAAAUCAUCAAUGGUUUGUAAAAGAAAAUUCAAAUAAAUGUUCUUAAUUUAAAAUUCGGAAAUAGAACUAUGUUCUUAAGAAAUUGACUCAUGGUGAAUUAUAAAUCAAAAAGAGUUCUACUCUUUCUACAUAGUUUAGCCCUUAAAGUUCAAUAUCAAGUCUCAGUCCUUAUGGAAUAACCAAAUACAAUCUGGAUGAUAGUCCAAAAAGUCCUAACACUCCAAAUGCAUUGCAUCCCAGCUUAGCAUCCAAAAGUACUGGAAUGGCUUAAUUAAGACCAGUUCGACGUUCUUAAUUUACUUUAAAAUAAAUAUGA